Messenger RNA from Trichoderma asperellum CBS 433.97, 639 nucleotides. RefSeq names its product Translation machinery-associated protein 7 (gene TMA7). The record is from RefSeq and is a predicted model, not a curated record. NCBI's taxonomy places the organism in Eukaryota, Fungi, Ascomycota, Sordariomycetes, Hypocreales, Hypocreaceae.
CUGCCACCUGCCACCCGCACCUCAAAGAACCAACAUCUCGGCCUGAGAUUCUCUGCAAAUCCGACUCGCAUUUUCCUCAGUGAUCAUAUCUAUUAAGUCAAAAUGGGUGGUUCUAACCGAGAAGGCGGCAAGGCCAAGCCCUUAAAGGCCCCGAAGAAGCAGAACAAAGACCUCGACGAGGACGACUUGGCUUUCCUCGAGAAGAAGAGGGCUGACGAGAAGGCGCGCAAGGAGUUGGCUGCCAAGGCCGGCGGCAGAGGCCCUCUGAACACUGGCACCCAGGGCAUUAAGAAGAGCGGCAAGAAAUAGACGAAAGGCGACGAAGCAAUAUGUUAUUGAGGAACGUUUACAUGAGCCUGCUGCGACGUUUGCGAUAAUAUGGGAAGCUACAAGCGGAUGCCUGUGGGAGAUGACUAUUCACAUGGAAGCGACUGUUGGAUCAUGGAAACGCCACAUCCGCUCUUAGGGAUAAGAUUUGUAGUUUCCGCAGGGAAUGUUACCCGGCGUUAGGAAAUAUAUACUUUUUAUACACUGAUUGGAUAUCUGCGAAGAUUUGCGCCGUUCGAGUCUAUUCUGGCGAUGCGCCGAGAAGCGCGGCGCUUUAAGGAGCGAUUCUACAAUACAGAAAGAAGUGAUGCU